Messenger RNA from Pestalotiopsis fici W106-1, 912 nucleotides. RefSeq lists its product as uncharacterized. The transcript is spliced from 2 exons. The record is from RefSeq and is a predicted model, not a curated record. Bases 1 to 912 code for a protein of 303 amino acids. Lineage: Eukaryota; Fungi; Ascomycota; Sordariomycetes; Amphisphaeriales; Sporocadaceae.
AUGCCUCCGGCUACCUCUCUACCAGGCCCACCGCCAAUGUGCCUCCUAUGGGCAGACGCCCUUUGCCAUGGCAAUGACAUCCUUGCGGCCUCCAAGUGGCUGGGGCUGCCCCAGGCCAACGAGUCCAACCACGCCGCCGCGAGGUUCACUCGCGCAGCCAGAAUGGCCAUGUUCUGCUACGGCAUUGACCCAGAUGAGUAUCCAGAAGAAGUCGAACAGGUGGCCCGCCUUCUAGACCCUGUUCAGCGGGUAAAGAACAUCUGCGAAGCCGGCGACGUCCCGUGGGAGCCCGUGACGCAUCUGUCCGAGCGCAUUAAGAAAGGUCAAUGUAAAAUUGAGUCUGCAGAUGACGACCACGCUAUUAAGCGAGAAGCUUCGCCCCACAAGAUCACCGGCGCCGGCGACACGACAGACUCGGGCUCGGAAGGCGACAAAGAGGUCAAACAAGAGACACCACCCUACAGGGUUCUUGGCCCAGACGACACGACAGAGUCGGGAUCAGAGGGCGACGAGAGCAGCUCGGACCCCGUCGGACUGCCUGCCACCCCUUCCCACCAUGGACAACAAACAAACUCCUCCCCGCCGGCACAAAUCGUUGGUCUCACCUUGGAUGAUCGGUCUGCUUCCAUCUUCCAGGGUGGCAAGACCGCCCUGGAUGCCUCUGAUCCACGACAGGCUGACACUGGAUCCUCCUCUUCCGACGACACCACUCUCUGGUCCUUCAUAAGGAAGAGAAAGGCCAAAGAGGUCCGUCGCGGCGCCAACGCCGCUCGUCGUCCUGAGCCGGCCGUCGGCGCUGCAUCGCCCCCACCUUCGUCUGAUCCCAAGAACAACUCAGUCACGCCAGGCAAGAGAGAACGGGAGGCGCAGCCGGGACAAGGCUCUGCCACAAAGCGUGCAAAGACAGAGUAG